Messenger RNA from Botrytis cinerea B05.10, 3137 nucleotides. RefSeq lists its product as hypothetical. Lineage: Eukaryota; Fungi; Ascomycota; Leotiomycetes; Helotiales; Sclerotiniaceae. The record is from RefSeq and is a predicted model, not a curated record. The coding region runs from base 1044 to 2465 and encodes 473 amino acids. The transcript has 2 exons.
GCGUCUAUAUAUAUAUGAUGUGCAAAUACUUUUCAGCGACUAAGCAGGAAGUCAAAAUAUCACCUCAUUAUAACCUCAGCAGAUCAAUUCAAGACUUACUUAUGGUUAGAUAUAUUUCUUGCACGUUUAGUAGAGCCUAGUUGCUACUUGCAUUGCCUAUCAUUAUCAUAACAUUGUCAUUGUCACGGCUCUCAGCCUCUGUCGACUCCAAUUUUAUAAAGAUUCAAUUACCCCAUCUUUGAAAACAAAUUUUAAUUUAGAAAAUCCUUUUGUGUGCUCUUGAAUUUAUAUCUAUCGUAUCCUCCUCCUACUCCUCCUCCUCCUCUUUAUACGGUACUACCUUGGUUGGAUACCUCUCAAGCAUACUCCAUAUAUACGCCUCGUUAUAUACCUAGCACACACCUCUCCUAAAAAUACCACCUACAUACAUCAUCAUUCGACAAACUUCAUUUGAGUACUUCGUACAAUAUCAAUACUCGAGGUAGAAAUAUAUUAUCGAAGUUCACCCAAAGUCUUUUUCCGGGUCCUCGACAUUGCCGCCCCAUUUAUUUUUAAAAAAGAAUUUCCAGCUAUCCUUUUUUUUUUCUUGGUCUCCCCCGCGUUGGCCGCCAAUUACAUAUCGAGGUUUCGCCUUUUGCGAAAGGACAUAAACUUGAAACGAUCUUGACGUAUCCCCAGAUAGACAAACUUGCAUAUCUUUUAUUCCAAUAUUACAAGAAGUUUCACACGUAUACACAUACACACACACAUACAUACAUACCGAUUACUUAAAUUUACUUGACUCUCCUGCCAAUUUUAUUAUAUAAAGCUUGCAUGGAAUUAGAGUAUUCGAACGUCGCGAACCAUUGAACUAUCCCUAUCCUUUCAUAUCUCCUCAACGCAUCGACCUAGCUGUCUACCCUACCUCGUCUAUUCAAAAGUACCAGGGACGAGGACCCACAGAAGCACUUUAUAUCCUAGACGAAUAAGGAUAUUUCGUGCCGAAUAAUAAAGACGUUUGAUUCGUUUUAAUAAUUUAGUCCCUUUAUUUUCCCGAAUUCAACAUGCCUCUUAUGAAGAACUUGUUCCCAUCUAGGGAAUUGGAAAUCGAAAGACCAAAUUCAAGAGCUUCACAACCCUCGAAUUUCGCAACUUUCGAAUACGACGACGAUUCCAAUCUUGAAAGCGAAAUGGAAGCUACACUGAUGAGUAGGCCAAGGCCAAAGAAGAAGCCUAGCAUGCCUAAAGUACCUACUAUACCCCAAAGAAACAGCAAAAGAACUUCCAAGAUGAUGAACAAUGUUGUGUCGGAAUUGAAGUGUCUGGAUGGGUUUGAAGCUACCAAAGAAGUGGUGGAAGAAAAAGAACCCGAAACUUCAGAUCCUCAUGAAUUAUACCUUUCGAGCGAAGAAGAUGCUUCACUGUCAGACACAGACUCGCUGGUCGAUUUCGAAGCUACUCCUCCUUCUGAUUAUGAUGCUUCUCGAAGUUCCUCCCGUGCGUCUGCUCAAGUUACUGCGAGAGUAGUCUCCUUUACUCUUGUGUCAAGGCCACGAGUCAUAGAAAUCCCCCGUCCUUCAAGCUUUCACUCGAAUCCUACGUCUCGUAAUAUUUCCCCUGUGGCCGACUAUCAAAUUCGUCAUUCAGUCGCAGAUAUCGCAUCGUUAGCACCACUCCCUUCGCCACACCCACCACGCCGAAGCUCUAGACAAAACUCGCCAUUACGAAACUCCGCCCGUCGCCUCUCCAUCUCCUCUCUUGGUUCCCUUUCCAAGCUCAACACGAAUCAUCCCAAUGCCUCCAGCGCAACCCUUUCACAACAACCCUCCAAACUCAAUUCCAGCACUACCUUCCUGCAACCUACCUCUGCCGCCUCGAAUUCCUCUCCACAGCACGCUUUCCUCUCGUCCGAUCCAUUCCCCUCACCCAUACCUUCUCCACAAACCGAAGCCCUUCCAGUCCUCCCCGAACCAGAACAAAGCUUCCAAGCUCGUCGCCCAAAAUCAAUGCAUCACGAACGGCCCAAAACACCCAACAGUCUCAUGGAAGGGCUCCAAGGGCUCACUCGCUCCUUCACCAAGAAGCGACCCAGUAUGCCGAAACUAAAUUUGUCAUACACUGCUAGUUCCGUGCCACCCGCUCACAGCAAUACUUCAAAAUCAUCCUUAACCCACAGCAAUGCGUCUAAGACAAGCUUGCUCACAGUUGAAGAGCGGACACCUAGGGAUAGCAAAUUCGGCAAUAUGAAAAGAUCCUCCACAGCACCUUUAUAUGUGCACGAAGAAAAAGAAAAGACAAGGAAGGCACGGGAAACACAAUCGGCAAUCGACGAGAGGGCACCUGUAAGAUACGAAGAUAUCAUGAAGAAUGCCAUCCGCGAAGCCCCGCCCAAAACUCCAAGUACUCCACAAAGUACAAGUAGUCCAGGCUUAAAGGGCUGGAUGGGCAUGGGAAUGGGAAACAGGAGGAAGAGUGUCAAGAAAUAGACACUCAAAUCUCUCCAAUCGACUACAUUUUUUUUUGUUAUUUUUUUUUGUCCUUUCGACACCAUGAUACGCUCCACUAUACGAUACGAUCUUCACAUUCGUACACUCGUUCGCCCAUAACAAUAAAUUGGACGAUCUCUCUUUUUUUUUUGGCAACCGGAGUUAUUAGGAUGGGAUUACCGGUACAACACAAUGACCGCUACGGAGGCUAUCUAACUAUUUUGCUAUUUGUUUUUUAUUUGUUUUCCGCAAGGCGUUCAAGGUUGGGAUUUUGGGAGGGGAUACCUUUGCUUCUUACUACUUGACUAUCUCUGCCAGCGCGCAUUGCAUAUGUUUACAAUAUCUCGUUCCUGUUUAUUUUAUUACAGUUGAUCGAUUGAUCUUUUUUGGAUGGAUUCUGGUGUUGGGGAGGCAAAAUCCUAGAUGGAAGGAAAUGUGUAAUUUUUACUCGGGUUGGAUAGAGUCCAAGAGACUUUGGGAAGGAAGGAAGGAGGGAGGGAGGGAACGAAGGAAGGGAAGAAGGAAGCAGAGAGACGCAUGAGUUGAGAUGAGAUGAGCUGAGAUGAGAUGAAAUGGGAUUAGCAUAGCACAAGCAUAGCAUAGCAAAGGAGUAGCAUGACAAUUUACAACUGCCAUUCAUUCAUCGAAUUGAGCAGGUUUUUUCUUCGCACA